Physcomitrium patens is the source of this 1258-nucleotide messenger RNA. NCBI's taxonomy places the organism in Eukaryota, Viridiplantae, Streptophyta, Bryopsida, Funariales, Funariaceae. The record is from RefSeq and is a predicted model, not a curated record.
AGUUGAGGCCAUCCACGCCGAUGAGGUCGGAUGCACCUGCAGCCUCGUCGUUACUCAGAUCUUAGGUAGAUGAUAGGAAAUGCUGGCCUCGUGAUCCGGGUUGGCUGGACUGAGAAACUAGUAUUUAACCCCCAGGCACUGGCGUAGGCCUCACAUCUUUCAUCGUCGCAGCCUCUCGCAAGCAGUCUCGCAAGUCACCAGCUGUUGUCCCCGUCGCCGAAGCACCGUCUCACACGCCAACUAGCGACUCUGACAAAAUGGCUGCUUCGUUGAACCAGAAGGUCGAUGCCCUCGUGAAGUCCAACCCUGAGGCUGCUAAGAAGCUCGAGGAGACAAUUGCCGCGCUUGAGAAGACCUACUUGAGCGGUGAGUCUGCUGAGGGACCGAUCGGCAGACUCGGCCGUGGAUUCCAGACCUUCAAGUCCAACGUCUACGACAAGGACAGCGCUCUGUUUGACAAGUUGAAAACUGGACAAUGGCCCAAGUACAUGAUUAUUGCUUGCUCCGACUCCCGAGUCGACCCUGCCACCAUUUUUGGACUCAACCCUGGAGAAGCCUUUAUGGUGCGCAACGUCGCCAACAUGGUGCCUGCCUGGGAACCCAAGGGCGGAUACCCGUCCGUGAGCUCUGCCCUUGAGUACGCCGUGAAGCACCUCAAGGUCGAGCACAUCAUCGUUAUCGGACACAGGCUCUGUGGAGGAAUCAAGGCCCUCGUUACCACUGAGGAAGGACAGGGUAGCCAUGAUUUCAUCGAGAACUGGCUUGAGAUCGGAAAGCCCGCUCGCGCCGCGACCAAGGCUGUCUCUGGCAGCGACGAGGUCGACGAACAGUGCAAGUUCUGCGAGAAGGAGUCUGUAAACGUCUCCUUAACCAACUUGCUCUCCUACCCAUGGGUGAAGGAGAAGGUGGUCGGGAAAAAGUUAAGCAUCCACGGCGGCUUCUACGACUUCGUUGAGGGGUCCUUCCAGGUGUGGGACUUCGAGCUUAACGUUAGCCACUCGCAGAAGUUCUAGAUUGGUGCAGAUCGUGGAACCGACGAGCAACUUUUCGCGUGUACAUUUAGUAGAUAGUGCAGAUCGAUCGGGAACCGCAACCGUUGGGUGGCUCAAUAGCUCUGCAGGGGCAGGGUUCGAACAGAUGCAGAGGCUUCUGCUCUAGAAGUGGACACUGUUUCGUCGUGUUUCGUCACAGCCUAUGCGCAAGCAGGGUUUUCUCUUUUUAUUGAGUUUGCAGCUAUGAAAAAAUUAGCUUUUUGUUA